Mya arenaria is the source of this 2468-nucleotide messenger RNA. RefSeq names its product melatonin receptor type 1B-B-like. Gene Ontology annotation, cellular component: membrane. NCBI's taxonomy places the organism in Eukaryota, Metazoa, Mollusca, Bivalvia, Myida, Myidae. The transcript has 3 exons. The record is from RefSeq and is a predicted model, not a curated record. Gene Ontology annotation, molecular function: G protein-coupled receptor activity. Gene Ontology annotation, biological process: G protein-coupled receptor signaling pathway. Bases 326 to 1459 code for a protein of 377 amino acids.
CCGGUAACAGGAAUAUUAUUAACAAGCACAAACAUUAAAUUGGUUAUUUCUGGACGGCUUUAAUUAAUUUAAUUAAAACCCGAAAUAUAAUUUUUAAGUUUCCAUUACAAUGAGUUACAUGUGAAGAAUACACUUAUGUCGUAUGUUCAUUGGAGAAGUUAUUUCGGAAAUAAAAUUGAACGUGUGAGAUUUUCAUCCAGACAACAAACAGACGAAUUCAAUUUGUGUGUUAGCAUCAACUCACGUUUAAAAUACGGUAGAUACUUAAUUGAAGACCGGAUAGUACCCCUCACACACAUCAAACGAGUAUUAUAUUGACGUCAUAAUGGAUGGGAUGGAGACCAUCGCUUCAAACAAUAUCAGUGAUGAAAUCAGCAGUGCUGCUGACGGCUAUUUUGGACGCCAUGAAUUUAUCACGACACAGCCUGCAGUAGCAGUUCCGUGUGUAAUCAUACUUUCUGUUGCGUCAUUGCUCGGAACGUUCGGCAACGUGCUCAUCCUCUACGUCAUUGCGACGAAUUCGAGGUUGCGUAACAAAAUGGAGUCAACAUUUAUCGUCAAUUUGGCCAUAUCUGACCUGUACGUCACCGUGAUCGCCGAUCCAAUGAGUCUCGUUGCAAAACUUGAAGGAGAAGAUUUUUUCGAAAAGGUAUCGGGACUAUGUGAGACCGUUGCGAGACUUUGCACGAUAUCAUGCGUAACAUCGCUAAUGACGAUUGCUAUGAUGAGUAUGAACAGGUACUUCUUCAUCUGCGCAAACGACAUAUACAGGAAAAUAUUUACAAGGAAGCGCUGUAUCGCCAUAUGCGUCUCCGUGUACUUUGUUGGUACCACUUUAGUUCUGUUAAAUACAGCAGGCGUCGGCGACCAUGGCUUCGAUAAAAAAAGUCUAGAAUGCAUCUGGGACCGUAUGGCAACGUACCAAUAUACAGUCGUGUUUUCGAUCGUUCUGGUCUGGAUUCCCGCAGUUAUCAUUGGCGCCUGUUACUUGAGAAUAUAUCUGUUCGUGAGGACACAUAGACUAAGGUUAAAAGAGACGAGAAAGCAUGCGGGUGGAAAUCAAACGCCGUUGAAAAGUUACCACCUCGCGAAGACUUUGUUUGUAAUCUACAUUGUUUUUAUCACAUGCUGGGCGCCAUAUGCGCUGCUUAUGGUGGCGGACUCUAAAGACACAUUUGCACAUGAAGUGCAUGUGUACAUCACAAUGUUUGCGCAUUUGCAUCCCUCACUCAACUGGAUAAUCUACUACCUCACGAACAAACAUUUUUCGAAGGCAUACAAAGAAGUAUUUGCAAGUUGCUGUUUGAGCGGCAUUCGCGCCCUGCCGGUGAGUGUCACUUCUGACACAACUAAAACUGAGACAAUUACGCCAUCAACUAUGAAAGCUACGAAGACAAAGCUUGAAAAUAGUCAGACAUACUCGAGUUCUUGUGACCAAGUGGAGAUGACAUCUCGAUAGGAAUGAAAUUAAGAAGGAUUUGAAUUAACAAAAUCAUGAAAAAACAGUGUAGUUAUUGUCUUAGUGAGGAAGUUUUGUCAUCAGCAAACGCGUAUUCAAUUGUUUGUGUACUAUUUCCCUAUUUUCAGUUGUUUUGUAUUAUUAUUUGAUUAUUUGUUAAUGUUCUGAUAUAAGGAAUAGUAUGUUUUAAGUAACAGCGCCCAUUACACGAUUUAAUUAAAUUAUAGACGAGCACGAUUGUUGGUGAAGUCGUGUUGUCAAGAAUUACUUCGUGCGUAUGUAAACACGAAUAACAUUAUAACUUAUCCACAUGCUAUAGCUCUGUUCCAAUAGAGUAAUUAACAACAAAAAGAGCACUUCCAAACACAGUAACUGUUUUGUAUCAUUAUGUCAAUCAUACAUAAAACUCUUGCGUUCUGAAUUUUGAACAUUUCAAAGAGAAGAAACUGUAAAGAUUAGAGUCAAGAUUUGGAUUAUUUUGAGUGACCUUUCAUACAGCUUAUUAAUUGAAACCAAGGAGGUUUGGUCUUUAAAGAUGCACUCUUACUCCAAAAUAAGAUUUACCACAAUUAAUAAUUAAUUGUUGUAAAAUUCCAAAUUGGAUGAAUAAAUAUCGAAAACAACGUUUCUUAUGCAGUAUACCAAGUUUAAUUGGAAAGAAGUGUGCAUAAAACACGGAAUUUUUACCUUAAGAGACUAUAGUAGAUCACAGUAAAUAUUUUAGCAUUCUUCAAUCAUUUAACAGUUUUGCGCUAUUGAAUACACGGUGACGAUCUUGUUAUCAGUAAUUAAUAUAUUCCAUAAAUGCAUAAUUUUGUGAGUAGUUAAAGGUUUAUCAGUCAAAAUUGAUGUUUGUUAUACAUGUGUAUGCAUUGAUUUUGAAUAAGAGUGUCACUUUAAAGUAUUUGUUUAUGUUGCUUAUUGUCUUACUAAUGUUCAUAUAAAAAUAUCCCUUAUGAUUUUCGUGUAAAUAUAUAAUGAUACUCUUUCUUAUUAAACUUUAACAAUA